Penicillium hordei is the source of this 1074-nucleotide messenger RNA. RefSeq names its product zinc-binding alcohol dehydrogenase family protein. NCBI's taxonomy places the organism in Eukaryota, Fungi, Ascomycota, Eurotiomycetes, Eurotiales, Aspergillaceae. Gene Ontology annotation, molecular function: oxidoreductase activity, acting on NAD(P)H. The coding region runs from base 1 to 1074 and encodes 357 amino acids. The transcript is spliced from 2 exons. The record is from RefSeq and is a predicted model, not a curated record.
AUGCAAAAGGCCAUCGUCGUGCAAUCUGUCUCGGAGCCUGUACGGCUUAUAGAGCGACGUAUUCCCGAGCCCGGCGAGAACCAAGUUUUGGUGCAGGUAACAGCUGCUUCACUGAACCCCAUGGACCAGAAAACUCGCGAUGCGGGUUUGUUCUUUAAACAAUCUCCCCAGGUUGUCGCGCAUGACAUCGCUGGCCGAGUGAUAAAACUGGGACCAAAUCAAAAGCCCCCGCGUUUCCAUAUCGGAGACAAUGUCUUCGCACACGCGAGCUUUGUACCGGGGCAGUCUCUAACCGAUUGUGGCGGUCUCCAACAGUUCGCCAUUGUGGAUGCCUGCUAUGCGGCCCAGACUGAUGCAGCGGGUCUCACUGACAACGAGUCGGCCACGAUUCCUGUGUGCGCGAUAGCGGCAUUUAUUGCCUUGUUUCACUCAAGCGGAUUAGGGCUUCCCAUUCCGUCGUCUUCAUUGGAAAACCCUAAAUCCACAUGUUGCUCCGCGGAUGGCAGGAAGGCAAUCCUUGUUAUCGGCGGAGGGUCGAACUGCGGCCGAUUUGCGAUAGAGUUUGCCCGGAUGAGUGGAUUCAGACAGAUCAUUACAGUUGCAGGUCAAAGAUCCGUAGCUGAGUUACAGGAGUUAGGUGCAACACAUGUGAUUGACCGACAAGCUAGUCGUGACGAAAUUAUCCGUCAAGCUCGGGGUAUCGUGGGCGACGAGCUGGUUUACGCUCUCGAUGCGGUGAACAUGGGGUUAGAACAAGAUCUAGGACUUGCUGCUUUAUCAAACUCAAAAAGAGGUUGCUUGAUCACUCUCAAUCCAGUCAACGAGUCGAUCCCUGACCCAACAUUCAUUGGUGAAAAGUUAGCUGGAUAUGAUAGGCGCUUAACGUUUGGAUUCAGCGCACUUUACCCAGAGGUGUCGAAAUUUUUCUGGGAUUUUAUCUCGACGUGGAUCAAGGCGGGUUAUAUUCAUCCUUUGAAAUAUCAUGUUUUGGAGGGGCUAGAUGUCGCGAGAAUUAACCAUGUUUUGGACCAGUAUCGCGAGGGUCACGGGCAAAAGACGGUCAUACGUCCUUGA